Molecule: messenger RNA, 2055 nt
Organism: Fomitiporia mediterranea MF3/22
Lineage: Eukaryota; Fungi; Basidiomycota; Agaricomycetes; Hymenochaetales; Hymenochaetaceae
Exons: 6
Coding region: 1-2055 (684 amino acids)
Molecular function (GO): protein binding
Source: RefSeq, a predicted model, not a curated record
AUGUUGUAUCGAAGUGUCACUUCCAAUCCGACUUUUCCCGAUCUUCUGUGUGUCGUAUGGAAUGGAAUGAAUCUUCACCGUGGCUUUCCCGUGUCUCGUGAAUGUUGUGAUUCUGCGCUAGUGGUCAACGACAAUGUUUUGCUGGAGGUCCUCUUUAUUUGCCGCGAGAUUAACAGCCGAGGCGACAUCUCGAUUGUUCUACGUCUCUCAAUAACCUCGCAAGUUCUCUGUCUACCCGAUACAAGCAGCCAUCCUGAUCGUUCUACAUCUCUCGUUGACCUUGCAAAUACUCUAUAUUCUCGGUACCAACAGCAUGGAAGGACUGAGGAUCUUGAGGAUGCCAUCCAGCUGCAACAAGCCGCUCUUGAGCUUCACCCUGAAGGCCAUCCCAAUCGAUCUAUAUCUCUCAAUAACCUCGCACAUUGUCUGUCUAUCCGGUAUGAACAGCGGGGAAGGAGUGAGGAUCUUGGGAAUGUCAUCGAGUUGCAACAAGCCGCCUUUGAGCUUUACCAUGAAGGCCAUCCUAAUCGUUCUACGUCUCUCAAUAACCUCGCAAGUUCUCUGUCUACCCGGUACGAGCAACGCGGAAAGACUGAGGAUCUUGAGAAUGCCAUCGAGUUGCACCGAGCCGCCCUCAAGCUUCGCCCUGAAGGCCAUCCCGAUCAUUCUGUGUCACUCAGGAAACACUGUCUUUAUACGCUCAAAUCGAGGAACGAUGGAACAUGGAUGAGUUUGAAGACUUGCCUUCUUGCCGCGCGCCAAUGGGCAGACCUUGCACGAUCACACGACCAUGGCACCAGUAUUAAGGCUUACAAGGAAAUAAUAUCGGUUAUUCAGUAUUCUCUCACCGUUAGUCCAACUCUCUGCGAACCAUAUGAUUUCCUUACCAGGAGAAACGUCCGUGGAACAUGGACCUUGGAGGCAGCUUCCUGCGCAAUUGAGAAGAAUGAAUUGGAACAUGCUAUAGAGAUACUUGAGCAAGGGAGGGGCUUACUUUGGUCACAGCUGCACGGGUUUAGCGCUCCCUUGGUUCAGCUUGCAGAAACGAAUGAAGAACUCGCUAACAAGUUUAGGAAUGUCAGUCGCUUGCUAGAGAACCUCACAACAUCACAUGAGGGAUUAAGGUCUAAUUCUGCUAUGGGUAACAGUGGGUUACUUGGGCUAACCGUUAAGACUGGAGGGGAGUCAUUCGACGAGCUAUUGAGGAUGAAGAGACGAUUUUUGAGAGAGCAAGAGGAGAUUGUUAACGAGAUCCGUCGAAAACCGGGAUUCGAAAACUUCCUUCAGGGUACGCCGUUUGAGGUAUUGCAGCAGACCGCUUCAGAAGGUCCGGUAAUUGUAGUUAAUCACUGCAAAUAUCGUUCCGAUGCACUUAUUGUCCUCUCCCGGAAGGAUCAACCAGUUGUCUGUGCGGAGUUAGACAGCAAACUGUAUCAAGAUGCCACCAAAGCUUCGCAAAGCAAUGAGUUUCCAAAUGCCGGGUUCGCAUUCCUAUCUGCCUGCCAUAGUGCCGAACUGUUUCAUUCUGGUGCGUACGACGAAGCACAUCAUUUGUCAGCAGCUAUGCAGUUUAGUGGGUUCCGGAGCGUAAUUGGAACUAUGUGGGAGCUAUAUGAUGAAGACGGGCCAUUAUUUUCCAGAGUGGUUUAUGAGUACAUGAUCGAAUGUGAGGGCGAUGAACCAAUGUAUAAGAGGGCAUCUGCAGGCCUUCGGAAAGCGGCUAUUGAGUUGAGAGCGCAAGAAGGGAUUCCGAGCGAGCGAUGGGUUAAUUUCGUGCAUAUAGGUGCUCGAAUGAUGCCGUAUUGGACUGUACAAUAUAUGUCUGAACGAGAGACGAUCCAACAAUCGUCGAGUAACGCAUCAGGGUGUGGCUGGGACAGAUGUUCGGAAAUUAUGCACGAGGACGAAGCUGAGGCCAAGAAGCAUAAAGUUGAUAUUAUAGCUAUAUGGACAAUUGAGAUGAAAGACCCUUCAGUUGCUUCGGUACUGGAAGUGCUAUCGAACCCUACUGGAAGGUCAGAAGGGAGGAAAGGGACUUCUGACAAGCGUCGUUAA